AUGUCCUUCUCUCGUGCCUUGCUUGGGCAAGACGUCUGGAGCCAAUCUAGGGAGAAAGACGACCCUAUCUUCCCGGAACGUAUCGCACUUCACUACGAAAGGGCGCAGUCAAUCUGCCGAGAGAGCGGUCUUUCCCUCAAUGAUGUCCGUUACUUGACCAAGAAGUUUUGGGAUUUUCACUUCGACUUGAUUGCCGCCCGCGACCCGACAGCCUUCACCAUCGCGACCAUCCACAUCAAUCUCUGUGUCGGGACCUUGAGCAACUUCGUCGAGGCUAGGCCCGAUUUGUCCAACAUCAUUGACGGGUUGUUGAACUUUGAGAUCUGCGGCGAAUUCAUGCUGACAGAAGUCGGCCAUGGCCUGGACGCCCGCAACCUCGAGACCACAGCAACCCUGCAACCAGACGGGUCCUUUGACCUCCACACCCCCAAUGCCGCAGCCGCAAAGGCUAUGCCCCCGACGACCCCAAACGGCGGCAUACCCCGCGUGGCCAUUGUGUUCGCACGGCUCAAGGUUGAGGGGCAAGACCAUGGAGUCAAGCCUUUCCUCGUCUGGCUCUGCGACGAACACCACAUGAUGCGCGGCGUCACAUCCCGCGCACUGCCCACACGAUCCGGAACCCACAUGAAACCCCUCGACCACGCCAUCACGAGCUUCAACCACGUCCGGCUGUUCCCCAACGCGCUCCUCGGAUCGAUUGCCAAGCCGAAAGAUGAGCGGAUCGACUUCAUGAAACAGAUCCAACGAGUGUCCGUCGGGACCCUGGCGCUCUCGAUUGGGAGCAUACCAGCCAUCAAGCUAGGAACCCGCAUCACCGCCCUGUACAGCCAAAGGCGGAUGGUCGGCGCUCCCAACGGCCGCGGACACACCCCGAUCAUAUCAUUCAGCACGCAGCAGCGGCCUAUCGUCGAAGGCUGGGUCCAGGGUACCGUCCUUGAUUCCUAUGCCCGGUGGACCGUGAAGGAGUUCAUGAGUUCUGCCCAUAGCCCCACUGUGCGACAUGCGCUGGGUACUAUAUUCAAGGCGACUACCGCGCGGGCAUCGGGCAUCCUGCAUGAACUCGCCGAGCGGUGCGGUUGGCAGGGCCUCUUUCCGUACAACCAGGUCAGCGAGCUGGCGCUUAGUCUCCAAGGCGUCUACAUUGCGGAGGGUGACAAUCUUGUGUUGUGCAUACGUCUUGCGUCGGAGCUACUCGGGGGCAAGUACAGCCUACCAGAACCGCGAGACCCAUUUAGUAAACUGGCGCAACGCGAACGGGCAAUGAUGGAGAGCACCAAGUGCAAGAUCGCCGAGCUGGGUGGGUACGAGAAACACAGAGGCCAGGACUUCAACCGACACAUCUUGCCGCGCUGCCGGCCCCUCAUUGAGGCCAUCGGCCAUCGGAUGGCAUACGAAGCAGCCAAGGACUCGGGGGUCGACCCGAAGGUUGUCCACCUCUUUGAGAUGUUGUGUCUGACGACAAAUCUCGGAUGGGAUGUUGCUGAGGAACGUACCAUCACGCCGGGGUUUCACGACGCCUUGGUCAAGGCGUAUGAUGAUGUUUUGCCUGACAUGUUGAAGGCGAUGCAGGAUGAAUCGGAUGACAAUGAGUACAUCACUGCUCCUAUUGUCUCGGAUGAGUCGUGGAGCGAGUUUGUUCAGGGGUUGCCGUCGUUUGAGUAUCCCAGCGAUGGAGAGGAGGGCUUUCAGCCUGCUUUCUAG
Messenger RNA from Dichotomopilus funicola, 1701 nucleotides. Its product is annotated as acyl-CoA dehydrogenase/oxidase. The coding region runs from base 1 to 1701 and encodes 566 amino acids. Gene Ontology annotation, molecular function: fatty acid binding; acyl-CoA oxidase activity; FAD binding. Gene Ontology annotation, cellular component: peroxisome. NCBI's taxonomy places the organism in Eukaryota, Fungi, Ascomycota, Sordariomycetes, Sordariales, Chaetomiaceae. The transcript is spliced from 4 exons. Gene Ontology annotation, biological process: fatty acid beta-oxidation using acyl-CoA oxidase; lipid homeostasis. The record is from RefSeq and is a predicted model, not a curated record.